AUCUUCAUCUUUUCAAUAUUAUCGUUGUAUCUCAUCUUGAGUUCCUAUUUCAAUUCAAUAGAUUAAUUCCCCAGAAUUUUCACAGUUCUUCUUCUUGGAUUCUGUAACAGUCACCUACCUAUUUCCCACUUUUUUAUAGCUUGUGAUUCGAACCACAUAAUCUCUCGAGCUCUACUCAAGGAGAAGCCCCUAUUAACUCCGAAGGAUAAGCAUGAAGAGAACUGUGGAGAGAACCGGCAAUAUUCAUAGGAGCUGCAGUACUGAUCUUGAGAUCAAUUGCUAUAUCUACCAUUUUCCUCUAUGUGCAAGAUUAGAGUUUGAGAGAAGAAGAAGAAGAAGAAGUUGGUGAAAAAAUAGCAUACAAUGCAAGUGAUUUUCAGGUUCAUGAGUAAAAUGGGGAUUUUUGUGGACGAUUGGAAAGAAGUUGAAGGAUGAGGGACCCAGUUGAAGAAAUGAAAAGUUGGAGGGGUGAAAUGCAAAGUCUAGCCCAAAACCCAUCAAACCCAAAGCCCACUCCAAAACUCAAACCAAACCCAACACCAACCCAUUUUGAUUUAAAGUCUCAGACCCAAAAGCCCAAAAACCCAAAGAACCAAAACCCGUUUAACCCAAACCCAAAAAAAAAAAAGAAAAAAAAAAGAAAAAGAAAACAACAAAAAGAGAAAAAGAGGAAGGCAUCUGGAACUUUCUCCUUUCCCCCAUCAAUUCUUUUUUCAUUUUUUUCCUCUCUCCUGAACCAGCCCUGCCUAGCCUUGCACCAGCCCGCGCCCAACGCCCCCAGGCUCUGCUGCCCUGCUGCACCCCAGCCUGCACUCUACCGCGCCCCCUAGCUCGUGCACCAGUUCCUGCACGCUGCGUCACACCCCGGGCCUCUGCGCGUCUGAGCCUGCACUCUCCCCUCUACGCGCCUGAUCCUGCAAUCACGCCCCUGUUGCUUGCACGCCUGAUCCUGCUGCUGCACCGCGCCUGCACUCCUGCUCGCUACAGUACAUGCCAGUUGAAAUCUUCAUCAUUACUGAUUGACAGGAGCA
Molecule: messenger RNA, 1031 nt
Organism: Rubroshorea leprosula
Lineage: Eukaryota; Viridiplantae; Streptophyta; Magnoliopsida; Malvales; Dipterocarpaceae
Source: the annotation of a GenBank genome assembly